Xyrauchen texanus (razorback sucker) is the source of this 3731-nucleotide messenger RNA. RefSeq names its product aarF domain containing kinase 2 (gene adck2). The transcript is spliced from 8 exons. Gene Ontology annotation, cellular component: mitochondrion. The coding region runs from base 497 to 2299 and encodes 600 amino acids. The record is from RefSeq and is a predicted model, not a curated record. Lineage: Eukaryota; Metazoa; Chordata; Actinopteri; Cypriniformes; Catostomidae.
CGGACCGGAUGACAUAAUCAGCAUUCAUAACUAUUUUUUAAAUGAAUUAAAUAAGGUUCGUGGUGAAAUCAGAACGUAAAGUUUGAAAGUGGAGUUACUCAACAUGAUUCAGGACAGCUGGGAGCAAAAUGCCAAACGAUAAUGGAAUACAGAUGUAUUUAAUUUCGUAUUUCCUAGCUCAGUUAUGUUUGCAGCAAGAACAAAUGUAUUUUGCACUGUGCAUGAUUGUAUGACUGAACAUGAGAGAUAUAUGUAUUUUGCAUUGCAUUGUGCACACUUGUAUUUAAAGCAUGCUCAAUGCUGACACGUGCACAGCUGUGGUGCACGUGGGUUUAGGAGCAAAUCACUAUAUGUUUAUAAGCCUACAUGUGCAUUAUGUUUCUUGUGUGUGAAUGCACAGCUUCAGCUUUAGCUUUGAACAGAAAAUAACUAUGAUAUAAACUGCAGAUGCAUUAUAGUUGCAUUGAAUGUCUAAAUAAUAAACAACUGUAUAAAAAUGUCUGUAUUUUGCACAAGGCACCUUUUGCAGAACUUUAGGUACACGGUUCAUAGAAUAUCUGUGUCGAUAAGAAUACCUCCACGUGGAGCAUUUCUCCUAAAAGGUUCUCAGCUUCUCUCUCAAGCCCCCAAAGUGGGUUUGUUCUGUUGGACUGCGGGAGGCAUUACCUAUGCCACUGCCCAAAAAGCGAUUGGUCAACAGAGACUUACAGAGAGGAAGUCUGUUGCUCGAGUACAUGUCCACAGGUUGGUAUUCAUCUUUCGUCUGGGACUCCGCGCCAUGGUGAUUUUUCUGAAGUUUAGCCCCCUUUUGCUUCUGUACCCAUUGACUUUACUAUCUCACCGUUGGGCUUCCAAUUGGCUGGAUGUCCUGCUUUGGGUCACCGAGACUUCUGGACCCACGUUUAUCAAAUUGGGCCAGUGGGCCAGCACCAGACGAGACAUCUUCUCUCAGGAAUUCUGUGACCGUUUCUCAAGGCUUCAUGUUCGGGUGAAGCCUCAUUCAUGGGCCCACACCAAGCAGUGUAUGCUUAGGGCAUUUGGAGAAGGUUGGAGGCAGAUGUUUGUGUUUGACAGUAAGGAACCUGUUGGUUCGGGAUGUGUGGCACAGGUGUACCGCGCCACGGCCAAGGUAGGGAACGUAGAAGAUCCAGCAUUCCAGCAACUGGUGGAGGAAAUGGAGAAGAACAAUCUCCUGGAGGCAUGGGAGAUCCCUGGUCUCCGAGGAGCAUUGAGGGACCUCUGGGAGACAUAUAAAGAUGAGGAAGAGACAGUGCACACCAAGACAAGGGAAUUUACAGAUGGUCCAACCAGUUUGAGAGACCAUCCUGAAGAAGAGCGUCUGAUACCUGUGGCGAUUAAGGUUCUUCAUCCUGGAAUCAGGAGGCAGGUGGAGAUAGAUUUGAUUCUGAUGAAAGCUGGAAGUUUGUUCCUCAACUGUUUUCCUGGCAUCAAGUGGCUCAGCUUGCCUGAGAUUGUAGACGAGUUUGAGAAGCUCAUGACCAAACAGAUUGAUCUUCGGUUUGAGGCGCAGAACAUUGAAAAGUUCCAAAAGAACUUUAAAGAUCUUAAAUAUGUGAAGUUUCCGACACCGCUCAGACCGUUUGUCACGAGAACUGUCUUGGUGGAAACAUACGAGGAGAGUGAACCCAUUUCAAAGUACUUGAGUACUGACGUCCCAGCAGGAGUCAAGCAGAGGAUCGCAAGGAUGGGAGUUGAUCUUCUUUUGAAAAUGGUGUUUGUGGAUAAUUUCGUCCAUGGAGACCUCCAUCCCGGGAACAUCCUGGUGCAGGAUGGGCAAGGAGAGGGACUCCAGGACAGAGCCACUCUAACAGACCUGUGGGACACUGUGGUGGUCAGCAUGAGACCGACCCCUCCACCCCUGCAGCUGGUGCUACUGGAUGCAGGCAUUGUUGCGCACCUUAGCGAGGCAGACCAACGCAACUUCAGAGCUGUGUUCACUGCGGUCGUUCUCAAGCAGGGUGAGCGAGUGGCAGAGCUGAUUCUUCAUCACGCCCGUGCCAAUGAGUGCCAGGAUGUGACGUGCUUCAAGAAGGAAAUGGCUGAAUUAGUGGAUCAUGCACUCAGUGACACUCUCUCCCUGGGAAAGAUUCGGGUGGCUGAGCUGUUGUCUCGAGUCUUUGGUGUACUGAUCCAUCACAAGGUGAAAUUGGAGAGUAAUUUCGCUUCUAUCGUGUUUGCUAUCAUGGUCCUGGAGGGUUUGGGCAGAUCACUGGAUCCCAACCUGGACAUCUUGGAGAUCGCUAAACCAAUACUGCUGAAGAACUGCACCUCACUCUAAAUACACUGUCAACAUUUACCUCAUUAUUCCACACACUAAUAAUGGCCUGUUUCGUCAGAGCAUCAUGAAAAGUGCUGAUCAGGGAAUUCAACGUCACUCAGAGGAAAAGUGCAUAUGUGGGAUCAAUUUACAUGUGUUAUGUUCUGAUCAAUUCUGUGAUGCUGAGAUUGACUUAUGCACAUGGGGCAAUUCGUCCCUUUUUUGAGUUUAAAAUGCUCAUGAUAUGUACGCUAAAUGAAACAUGAAGCCUGCCCUUUAGUUUAUAAACCUUAAUCCCUCUCUGGUCUUAACGAUCAAGUCCCUGUGUUGUCCUUAAGUGUCAAAUUGACCCUGUUUUAUGCUCAAUUUCAAAAGCUUGUAAUUAAGGCUCUGUUUGCUCUAUCUCUCUUCUUAUGGUCUUAAAUCGUUCAUCUAGGUGCCAGCGAACAAUAUAAAAAAUAUGUUUUUCUCUAUCGGGUUUAAGUCUGAAAGCAGAGAGAUCGAGCAAACCGAGAAUUUAUUACAAGCCUUUGAAGCUUUUUAUUUUUUAAACAAGAGUUUUGAAGAGUGUUGGGGCGUCCCCUGACUUUCAGAACUGUAUAUUGGAUUAGAAGGUGACAGAGAUAAAAAUAUGUUUUUCUAGUGUUAGCUGGCACCUAGACAAACUAUUUAAGACCAAAAUUAGAGAGCUUGAGCAAACAGAGCCUGUAUUACAAGCUUUGGAAAUUGAACAUAAAAAGGGUCAAUUUGACCCUUAAGGAAAACGUAGGGACGUUUCUGUAGCUUUGUGUAUAAAUACAUGAAACGUACAAAAAAAAUGACAUUGCCAGGUUCAGAUCACCUCUGUGGAGGAUGUCAUGGAGUUUCAGGCCCAAAACUUAAAGUUAAGUUGAUGUAAAUCGGUGUUAGAAAAUGUAAAAGGGUCAAAUCGACCCAUAAGUCAGAGGAAAGGUUCAAACGUUUUCCUUGCCAUCCUUAAAUAUCCCAAUGUAACAAUUUGACCAAGUGUAUUAGACAUAAGCCUGCUUAAAAAAACACUGAUCUAUUUCAAUAUAUUGUGAUUCUGUGGAAAACUGUUGUCUGAAUUAUAGAGUUAUUGUUUAUAAGCAAUAGCAUUGAAUUAAGGGACUAGAUUUUACGCAGACACCCCUUGACUUAAUCUUUUGUUGUUGUGUUUUGGAUAACCAUAUAAAAAAAUCUGUGUUUAUGUCCAUAAAUUGUAUCUGUAGCAAUCAAUAUCUAUUUGUAAAAUGUGUGGUAGACAAUCACAGGAGACAGUCAUUUUUUAUUCCUUAUGAUCUGUUGUGUUAGUCACAUGACAUAAAGGAUUAGUUAGCCCUUAUUUGAACCUGUUUCCUUAACAACGUUCAUGCAUCAUGACUAUAUUUUGUUAUUAACCUCAAUGAAAUAAGAUGAUAAUUGCUUUUUCAAAUCUUUGUUGGAAUUAAACUAA